Messenger RNA from Contarinia nasturtii (swede midge), 572 nucleotides. Its product is annotated as U6 snRNA-associated Sm-like protein LSm6. Lineage: Eukaryota; Metazoa; Arthropoda; Insecta; Diptera; Cecidomyiidae. Gene Ontology annotation, biological process: maturation of SSU-rRNA; mRNA splicing, via spliceosome. The record is from RefSeq and is a predicted model, not a curated record. The transcript has 3 exons. Gene Ontology annotation, cellular component: P-body; U4/U6 x U5 tri-snRNP complex; U6 snRNP. The coding region runs from base 131 to 370 and encodes 79 amino acids. Gene Ontology annotation, molecular function: RNA binding.
GUAACGACUGUCACUCACAGAGGGCCACGAUAAUUGUGUCUAUUUAUUUGUUUGGUCGGUCAAAUCAUACAGCUGUAUAGACGCAAGUAAAUGAUUAUCAGGCAUUAUCAUAAUAAAAUCGUAAAUAAAGAUGUCACGUAAAGAAGCAUUGUCGCAGUUCAUCAAUCAAAUCCAUGGUCGUCCUGUAGUGGUCAAAUUGAACAGCGGUGUCGAUUACCGAGGUGUUUUGGCAUGUCUUGAUGGUUACAUGAACAUUGCAUUGGAUCAAACGGAAGAAUACGCAAAUGGUCAAUUGAAAAACAAAUACGGCGAUGCAUUCAUCCGGGGAAACAAUGUAUUGUAUAUUUCAACGCAGAAGAGACGAGUGUAAUGAAUGUAUUCGAAUCAAACCAAUUCAAUGAAACACUAACACCGACAACAACAAAAUAUCAAAACCAACAAAAAAAGCACAACGUUUUGUCGAGCAGUUCCCUGAUUACUUAACAUUACGGUUGAUUCAAAGACUUCAUUCCAUUUUGUAAAACUAGUUUUUUUUUUCUUUCUUUGAAUAAAAUACAUACAAAUUAAGCACA